AUGGUUAACGAAAACACCACCCCAUCGGAUAAUGACCAGGAUAACACUGGCGAACAUCAAUACCAAGAUUUACCUCCAGGAGAUGGAAGAGUCUCCCCAAGCAUUUACCAAAUAGUACCAGAAAGCAACUUCCCUGACGACAGAUGGAUGACUGAGAUUGGAUUCAACAACGAGACCGGACGCAAUGCCUUGUACUAUGCCGCGUGCAAUCAAUAUGUUGAUUAUGAGAUCUUCAUGUGGCUUCUUGAUUACUUCGGUAACUGGACCCAUGAUGACUUCAAACGGCUUAGCGUACACAUCCAGAAAAAGAUCAAGGACAUGCUAAUGGACCGAGGCAUCUUUGUUGAUUAUAUUGGCAGGAAAAAGACGAUUGCAAAGGCACUAGAUGACUUAGUGCAGAUGACUAGGAUGCCUGAGUGGCCGCAUGAGAUUGCUGCCGCCAAAGCCUUUGACUCACGGUCGAAGAUGGCCAAGGCCUCCUUGAUUGAGGAUGGCAGAGAGGACUACGAAAAGGGUAAGCAACCGUUGGUAGAGACACCAAAGCAGGCAUCUCAAGAUCAUGAUCAACAGCCAAAAAAUCAUGCUCAAAAUGACAAGCCUAGUAGACCUCAUGACCACUUAAGCUUGCCUGGACCUGCUUAUACUUACCCAUACCGCUCCAAACUUGAGGACGACUGGCGCAGGCAGACACCGCGCUAUACCAUAGCACCCCCGGCGCCCGAGAUCUCAAUGUCAUCGGAGAAGUGGGACGAUUGGACUAUGCUACCACCUAGGGAAGUUGGAUGUGAGCAUAUUGAUUCGAAGUCAAUGCUCACGUUCGUCAAGAUAUGGGAUAAAAAGCUUACUUACUCUGGAGAUCGGUACGACAUCUUGGACGAUAAAGUACGCGCAUUCUUGAGAGCGUGCAAGCUCUCUAGCAUCUCGAUUAGUUAA
Molecule: messenger RNA, 933 nt
Organism: Talaromyces stipitatus ATCC 10500
Lineage: Eukaryota; Fungi; Ascomycota; Eurotiomycetes; Eurotiales; Trichocomaceae
Exons: 3
Coding region: 1-933 (310 amino acids)
Molecular function (GO): RNA binding
Source: RefSeq, a predicted model, not a curated record